Molecule: messenger RNA, 307 nt
Organism: Protobothrops mucrosquamatus (brown spotted pit viper)
Lineage: Eukaryota; Metazoa; Chordata; Lepidosauria; Squamata; Viperidae
Product: calcium/calmodulin-dependent protein kinase kinase 1-like
Exons: 4
Biological process (GO): protein phosphorylation
Molecular function (GO): ATP binding; protein kinase activity
Source: RefSeq, a predicted model, not a curated record
AUGUCUUUUGAUUUCAUUGCCAAAGGCCGGCCUCCACCUCGGGGAUCAAAACCCAAUGCAAGUGGACAGAUGAAGCCAAUGGCCCCUCUAGAUCGGAUAUAUCAGGAAAUAGCAAUCUUGAAGAAGUUGGACCAUAUCAACAUUGUCAAGCUGAUUGAGGUACUGGAUGAUCCUGCAGAGGACAAUCUAUACAUGGCAUUCGAUCUCCUCCCAAAGGGGCCUGUCAUGGAGGUGCCAUGUGACAACCCUUUUUCUGAAGAACAAGCUUGGCUCUAUUUCAGAGACAUUGUCUUGGGCAUUGAGUACU